Messenger RNA from Effrenium voratum, 1440 nucleotides. The record is from the annotation of a GenBank genome assembly. NCBI's taxonomy places the organism in Eukaryota, Dinophyceae, Suessiales, Symbiodiniaceae.
UGCGAAAGUGGCCGAAAGCCGAAAGUCACUUCUCGGCCUCAUGGGCGAUGGGGCGCGUGUGUUGUGGCAGAGCCGCUGGCUGCUAGGCUUCUUCCUGUUUUCUCUGGGCUGCGCUGUGGGGCUGCGCCUGGAGCGUGCCUUGCGGGAGCGCCUGGCCUUUGCGGACCAUCCCGAUUUCCGGGAGCUCGCGCGGAAGAUCCCGAACUACGAUCAUGUGUGGUUUGCCUGGAAUCUGGUGGACACCAACACCUACGGCAGCUGGCUGCUCUCCCAGGAGCGGCGUUACCCGAUCAACCAGUUCGGGCUGCACAUCCUGGCGCGGAACACUUCCUGGCAGGCGCUCUGCGUCAUGGAUUCCGAUGGCGACGGACUGAGCAACGGGGAGGAGCUGGGGGACCCCUGCUGCCGCUGGGCCCCGAAGGCUUUGGGGGACUUCCAGGUGGACCAGAACUUCGAGUACAGGCGCUGGAUGAUUUCGCACCCAGCCCACCCUACCGCACGGGCCGAUGCCCACUCCCACCCCACGUCCUGCGCAGAGGACUAUGAUGCGGAUCAGUACGAGAAGGCAUUUCGAGCCUUUUAUUUUGACCGUCUACAGGGGAGUGAGGCAGUGGACUGGAAUUUGACCGCGCUGAUGAAGCUCAGCGCCUUUGCGGUCCUGGUGGUGCAGUUGGCCCUGUGGCUGGUCUAUGGCGGUUUGCUCGCGGACCUGACGCCCACGGCUGGCUCGCCGCUGUCCCUAGGCACGCGGGCUCUGCUUGUGGCGCUGUGCUUUGUGUACAUGGACUUCUGUUCUGGGGUCAUCCACUUGAUCCUGGACUACGCUCCCACCUUCUUGCCGGUGCUAGGAGGCCUCGCGGGGGGCUUCCGAUACCACCACGAGGACCCCACGGCCAUUCUGCGCAUCAGUUGGUUCGAGUACGCCUCUCACACCCAUUUGCUCUGUGCGGUGGUCCUGCUGGCCUUGAGGCUGGCGCCCAGCUCCAGGGGCUUGCGCUUCUUCUGGGUCUGGGGCAUCGUGUGGAGCCACGUGUUUCAGUCGGCGCACCGCUGGGCGCAUUGGCCCCCCGACGCGCUGCCGGGCCCCGUGCGGGCGCUGCAGACGGCCGGCCUCGUGCUGACCCAUAGCCGCCAUAUGCAGCACCACCAGGACUUGGAGAAGCAAUUCAGCAUCCUGUCAGGCUGUGCCGACUGCGUCUUAGACCGCCUGGUGCGGAUUGUGCCUGCGGCACGCUAUGACCUGUGGUGCGUGUUUGGGGUGCUCUGGUUCUUUCUGCCCAGUUUUCUGGACCUGUACCUCCGCUCGCUUUCGAGCUCGAGCGACGCGAGCUUAGACGGCCAGCCGCGGCCCAGCUGGACCAAAACCUCGGUGAAGGACUGCGUGUGAGUCGAUCCAAGCCACCCCCGCCCCCCCGGAAAAUAUCGCUGCACGAAAGCGAA